CCGGGUGACGGCCAGAGCGACGUCAGUAGGGAGAAUGGCGGAGACCCACCCAGCCAUGCUGCCCAGACGGCGAGUCCGACCAGUCUGUCUCCUCUUUUGGUCCCCCCAUCGACCUCCUUCUCCCCGACAGCAUAAAUACUGCCAGUCCCUUCGCCCUCCUCCUUCUCCAAUCCUUCUCCAGCACUUCCUAACUCUUACACACCCCACACUUCCAAAAUGUCGACCGCCGCUGUUGCACAACUCCAGGCGCAGAUCAACCACCUUCAGCAUGAGCUCUCCACGGUCAAGACCGCCGAGCAGUCCCCUCACAGUAGCGAACAGAUCUACAUCGGCCAGUACCUCGUAGAGAGGCUCGUACAGCUUGGCGUCACGAAAAUGUUCGGCGUUCCAGGCGACUUCAACCUUGGCUUCCUUGACUUCGUAGAAGAUCACCCCAAGAUUGACUGGGUCGGCAACUGCAAUGAGCUGAACGCAGGUUAUGCCGCUGAUGGCUACGCGCGAGUGAAAGAGGGCGGUCUCGGUGUUCUCACCACAACCUUUGGUGUCGGAGAGCUGAGCGCCACUAAUGCCAUCGCUGGAGCCUUCUCCGAGCACGUACCUGUGCUGCAAAUUGUUGGUGUUCCUAGCACAUCACAGCAGAAGAACAAGCCCAUGCUCCACCAUACCCUUGGCGACGGACGAUAUGACGCGUACUACCGAGCAGCUCAGCAAUUCGCCAUUGCUGAUACAAGCCUCCAGACAAAGGACACCGCAGCCGCAGAGAUCGAUCGCGUUCUCACCGAAUGUAUUGUCAGGGCACGCCCGGUGUAUCUGAUGCUCCCAACUGAUCUUGCCUACGAGAAGAUCCCAUCGUACCGUCUCAAGACACCACUCAACACGGAGCCGCCGCAGAACGACGUUGACGUAGAGGCCUUUGCCAUCGACGAAAUCAUCAAACUCGUCGAACAGGCGAAGAACGAGACGAUCAUCCUGGUCGACGCUUGCGCCGUUCGCCAUGGCGUCAAGAAGGAGGUCGCUGAGCUCGUCAGGCGCACCGGCUUCCCUGUGUACUCUGCGCCCAUGGGCAAGACUUCGUUCAACGAGCAAUAUGAGCGCUAUGGAGGCAUCUACGUCGGGUCGAUAAGUCACCCCGAGAUCAAGGAGAAGGUAGAGAGCGCGAAGCUUAUUCUCUCCAUCGGUGCUCUGAAGAGCGACUUCAACACCGGUAACUUUACUUACCACAUCCCCGUCGCCCGCACCGUCGAGCUGCACUCCGAUCACCUGCAGGUGCAAUUUGCGACCUUCCCGGGCAUCGGCAUGAAGCGCCUCCUGCCGAAGCUCACCGCGCGCUUGCAGCCGUUCGAGCCGACCGCCGCGCGCAUCCCCGUUCCGAAGUUUGAGCUCCCUGUGCCUGAGGAGCAGAACGAGAUCAUCUCGCAGUCGUGGCUCUGGCCGCGCGUCGGCCAGUUCUUCCAACCCAAGGACAUCGUCGUCGCCGAGACGGGCACGUCCGCCUUCGGCGUCCUCGAGGUGCCGUUCCCGACCGGCGCGGUGUUCGUCAGCCAGAUCCUGUGGGGAUCGAUUGGAUUUACGGUCGGCGCGACCCUGGGUGCCGCGCUCGCGGGUGUGGAGUUGGGCUACAACCGGACGAUCCUGUUCAUCGGCGAUGGUAGCAUCCAACUGACGGUGCAGGAGCUGUCUGUCAUGAUGCGCUCCGGCCUGAAGCCGAUCAUCUUCGUCCUGAACAACAAGGGCUACACGAUCGAACGCUACCUACACGGCAUGACGAGGAAGUACAACGACAUCGCGGACUGGAAAUGGACGAAGUUGCUCGGGACGCUCGGCGGCGAGGAGGGCAAGACGUGCCAGUCCUACCACGUCGAGACGAAGUCGGAGCUGUCGAAGCUCCUGGACGACCCCGCAUUCGCAGCCGCGGACAAGAUGCAGCUCGUCGAGCUCAUCAUGGACCCGACUGACGCGCCCAGCGCGCUCAAGCGCCAGGCGGAGCUCAGCGGCAAGACCAACCGCUACGUCGCGGAGCUGCCGGACGCAGAGGGGCUGGGUGAGGCUGUCUAGACUCGAUGUGUGUUAGACGUUUGCGAUCGCUGGGACGAGAAGUGAUAUGUAAAGUAAAAGUGCUUGCUGUGGAAGGUCAUGUUCUGUAUCGCCGCACCGCUCAAAUUGUUGUACACUUACUCAGUAGCAUUAGCGAGUACUAGUUUAUCAUAAUAGAAGCAAUCACCUACACACCUCAAUGUACAUUUUAUCAUGCAUCAAGGCAACA
Fomitopsis serialis is the source of this 2263-nucleotide messenger RNA. RefSeq names its product pyruvate decarboxylase. The record is from RefSeq and is a predicted model, not a curated record. Gene Ontology annotation, molecular function: carboxy-lyase activity; magnesium ion binding; thiamine pyrophosphate binding. NCBI's taxonomy places the organism in Eukaryota, Fungi, Basidiomycota, Agaricomycetes, Polyporales, Fomitopsidaceae. Bases 217 to 2055 code for a protein of 612 amino acids. The transcript is spliced from 13 exons.